Molecule: messenger RNA, 738 nt
Organism: Fonticula alba
Lineage: Eukaryota; Rotosphaerida; Fonticulaceae
Product: CMGC/CK2 protein kinase
Exons: 3
Coding region: 1-738 (245 amino acids)
Biological process (GO): protein phosphorylation
Cellular component (GO): nucleus; protein kinase CK2 complex; cytosol
Molecular function (GO): protein serine/threonine kinase activity; ATP binding
Source: RefSeq, a predicted model, not a curated record
AUGUACGCUUCCCGGACACCCUCCUUCAUCUUCGAGUUCGUCAACACCGUCGACCACAAGCAGCUCUAUCGCACCCUGAAGGCGGAUGACAUUCGCUACUACAUCUACCAGCUGCUCCUGGCCCUCGACUAUGCCCACUCGCAUGGCAUCAUGCACCGCGAUGUCAAGCCGCACAAUGUCAUGAUCGACCACAACAAGCGCCAGCUGCGCCUCAUCGAUUGGGGUCUGGCCGAGUUCUACCACCCCAACACCGCGUACAAUGUGCGCGUCGCCUCGCGCUACUUCAAGGGCCCGGAGCUGCUUGUGGACUUCCAGCACUACGACUACUCCCUGGACCUGUGGAGCCUGGGCUGCAUGUUCGCCGGCAUGAUUUUCAAGGUUGACACCUUCUUCUGCGGCUCGGACAACGUCGACCAGCUUGUCAAGAUUGUCGACGUCCUGGGGUUCAAGAAGCUCGAGGCGUACCUGGACAAGUACAAGCUCCGCCUGCACACGUCCAUCCUCUCGCUCCUGUCCGGCAAGGAGGGCCGCCGCCUGAGCUCCUUCAUCAAUGACGACAACCGGGAUCUGGCCUCGGCCGACGCCAUCGACUUCCUGGAGCGUCUGCUGCGCUUCGACCAUGUCGAGCGCCUGACCGCCCGCGAGGCCAUGCUCCACCCCUACUUCGACCCGAUCCGCCACGAGGUCAGCCCUCCCCAGCCGUACAACAACAGCACCGGCUUCCUGGAGACCAACUAA